AUGAAAACUUCCAAUCGUAAUACCAUGCUCAUGGCUGCCUUGCUACUCUUGACGACACAAGAUGUUGCAGCCUUUACUCCAUACUCAAGAUCAGCAUCAUCAUGCACUACGACUACUACUACUACUACACUCUUUGCGAGAGAUCCUCAAUCCAUGCGGGUUGCAGAAAUCAAGGCCGAACUCAAAACACUUCGAGUUGGAUUCGGUGACUGCUUUGACAAGGAAAGUUUGGUGACCAGACUAGAGUUUGCCCGGUCCAAUCCUCCACCGCCACCUCCGCCACCACGCCCGGAACCCACCAGGGCUGCCGCUUCUCGUCCUCCUCCUCGUCCUUCGUCUCGCGUCGAAUUUGGUGCCGAAUCCGACAUGAAUUCUGACGUCGACAUGGACGUCUUUGCCCAAGCGGGAUGGACGGGGGAAGAACGAAGAAAGGGAACGAGUGCAGUCGAUCACGAUCGAUCUCCUGGAUUGAAUCGUAACUUUGAUGAAUUGUCCACGGACGACUUCAAGCAAUCCUAUCGUGGAUGA
This is a messenger RNA of Cylindrotheca closterium, 528 nucleotides long. NCBI's taxonomy places the organism in Eukaryota, Bacillariophyta, Bacillariophyceae, Bacillariales, Bacillariaceae. The record is from the annotation of a GenBank genome assembly.